Molecule: messenger RNA, 3017 nt
Organism: Cuculus canorus (common cuckoo)
Lineage: Eukaryota; Metazoa; Chordata; Aves; Cuculiformes; Cuculidae
Gene: OGFOD3
Product: 2-oxoglutarate and iron dependent oxygenase domain containing 3
Exons: 10
Coding region: 398-1231 (277 amino acids)
Cellular component (GO): membrane
Molecular function (GO): oxidoreductase activity, acting on paired donors, with incorporation or reduction of molecular oxygen; iron ion binding; L-ascorbic acid binding
Source: RefSeq, a predicted model, not a curated record
CAGCAGGUCCAGGGAGGUGGUUCUGCCCUUGUGCUCAGCACUGGUGAGACCGCACCUCGAAUCCUGUGUUCAGUUCUGGGCCCCUCGCCACGAGAAGGAUGUUGAGGCUCUGGAGCGUCCAGAGAAGAGCAACGAAGCUGAAUGUCAGACAGAAUGUCCCUCUGAGAGCAUGUCUGCUUUCAACCAGUGUUUUUCCAGACACUGUUCAUUCUUGAAGAUGAUAACGCCUUGUGUUCAGUGUGAUCUGUGCCGGACAGAUGCGUCUUCUCUACUCUCUCUGUUUGCAGCCUUUGCCCAUUGAUACAAGAAGUAUUUACUAUUAAAAAGAAAUGGAAUAUUUUGAUCUAAGCUAAACACCAAGAGAAGCCGGGGCCAGCAGGAGUCACGGCAAAGGUUGAUGAAGGUGGCGUUCCUCCUCUCCUCGGCCGCUGCUGUCGGUGGCCUCCUGGGCUGGAGCUGUCUGGGCAGCGAGGAUGGGCUCACAGAGGUCCUGGCUCAUCGCAGUGAGAGCCUACAGGACAAGUUCAUCGAGGUCCCCUGCUCAGAGGACUACAACAGCCACAAAAGAUUUGAAGGGUGCACUCCUAGAAAGUGUGGAAGAGGUGUAACCGAUGCAGUCAUCACAAGGGAAGAAGCUGAAAGAAUCCGUAGAAUAGCAGAGAGGGGACUGUCCUUGGGAGGAUCUGAUGGAGGGGCAUCAAUUUUGGACUUGCACUCUGGAGCCCUGUCACUAGGGAAGCAUUUUGUUAAUCUGUACAGGUACUUUGGGGAGAAAAUUCAAGACAUUUUCACAGAAGAGGAUUUUGCGUUAUAUCGUGACGUGAGACAGAGAAUUCAACAAAGGAUUGCUCAGGCUUUUGGCAUCAGCUCUGCUUCCAUGUACCUGACGAAGCCAACAUUCUUCUCAAGAAUAAACAGCACAGAAGCUAAGACAACGCACGAUGAGUACUGGCACCCGCACGUUGACAAGGUGACCUACGGCUCUUUUGACUACACUUCACUGCUCUACCUCUCUGACUACGCUGAAGACUUUGGAGGUGGACGGUUUGUCUUUAUGGAUGCAGGUUCCAACAAGACGAUAGAGCCUCGAGCAGGCCGGGUUUCCUUUUUCACCUCUGGAUCGGAGAACCUUCAUCGGGUGGAAAAGGUUCACUGGGGCACUCGCUAUGCCAUCACCAUCUCUUUCACUUGCAACCCAGACCAUGGCAUUGGGGAUCCAGUCUUGAUGUAAUUCCUCCAGGGAUGGAUCAUGUUGAUGAAUGAGAGAAGCCCUGCAAGAGGAGAGGAAAGAGGGAGAUACAACAUCUCUUGUGACUUCACAUUCGAUUAGAAUUUCCCAACUGUAUUAAUGUGCUGUAAUACAUCUUGUUUUCAUAUGUCCUUUUCCAUAAGUGUUGCAAUCAGUGCCUUAAAGACCAUCUUAAAUUUGAUAUAUUCUGAAAAAUGGUUUGUUUUCAUGUCCCAGAGGGAUAGACUCCAAAAGAAUCUGGGAGUGGGCUCUCUUUUUUUAAAAUUAUUUUUGUUUAAUUCUCUAGUUUAAAAGAGACAAACAGUCCUUUGGACCACGUCUUGCUGUGGCUCUCUGUGCUGCUGUUACCUGUUGUUCAUUAUUUAGUCUCUUCAGUAACUGAGGGGAUGUAGAAAGCUUGACCCAAAUUAAUGGAGCAAGAGGAAUGUUUUUCUAUUUAACAUACCUUCUGGUGAGAGGAAUAGAUUCUCCUCCCCGUGGGCAAUGCUCCUGUGGUUUGACUACUGGGACUUACUUGAAUUUUUUUUUAUUGAAUUACUACAAAUAUUUUCUGCUACAGACUGGGAGCAGUUAAUACAAAGUCAGACACACCAUUCUCUGGUUAUCCAGAAAACACACUGCUUUUGGAUUACAAAUGCUUUGGUGUGCUGGGGGAUGCCAUGGUGUUGCAUCCCUCUGAUGCUGAUCUCUUACCAUUCCCAACUUGCCUCAUUUUCUCUUGAGUCAUAGUGAAAAUAAGUCUUCCUGUUGUUAACGUCCUGCCGGAAGUUACACUUUCCCCAGUAUUAAGAGCUCUUGGUGGAGGUGGUUUGACCAUGUAACUGUCUACACGAAGCGAAUACUAAAAAGGAGAGCUGGGCAGAGAAAAACAGACAGUCCUCUGGAUUCAUCAGAGCAUGCAUCAAUUCCUAAUUGCCAGGUAGGGCAGUAGGAUCGUGGAGGGGAACAGCUGAGGGGUAAAAAGCCACGCGGACCGGUGGACUGUGGGAUGUGGGGCUGGAGGGCAACUGCUGUCCACCUGCAUUUUAAAUUGAUACGGUCUUGAGCUGGAGCUUGAUAAUAAAACCAAAUAAAUACAUAUUUUCAAUGUACUCUUAAGAGUAAGGUGAAGAAAACUUGUUUAUUUUUAGUGUUGAUGCAACUACAAAUCUUGAGUUGUGAAAUACUGUGUUUUCUCUUGCCUAAACCAAUGUUUUGUUUGUUGCAAAAAGUUCUGGACUUCUCUUUUUCAGUUUAGCAUGAAGAUUUUUUCCUUUUAUUAACUAAGACCGUUAGUCUGUGGUGUUCCUUGAAUAACGAAUUGCAAGGACUUCGGAGAAGAGGGGAUGAUUGCACAGCAGUGCAGACGGUAACAAGAGGAUGCACAAUCUUGCUGGCUGCUUUGCUUUCUUAUUACAAUCAAAGCUUUUUGCAGGUCAGUGUGUCGAUAGGUAAAUGAUAGGAAAAUCGUUUUUCUCAAUCAAAUUCUAAAGCAAACAUGUUGAUUUGUUUUAUUAAUAGUCUGUAAUUUCUGUGAAACAUUUUUAAAAUCUGGAAAGCUUUGAUUUUUAUUUUAUGUGUACAAUUUUUACUUUUGUUUUAAUUUACCUUUUUAUGGAAAUAAUAAAUAUUAGGGGGAAUUAUAGUGUAGAUCAAUAUAUAAAGGAAUGAUGACAUGACACUUGGACUUGUUCUGUUGGGAAUGUUCUCAUUUGGCAUGCCAGCAAGAUUAGUCUUCUGUAGUUUUUCUUUGUUCUCAAACCUGAUAAAGGCUUCCUUGUCCAUGUUA